This is a messenger RNA of Meloidogyne enterolobii, 648 nucleotides long. The record is from the annotation of a GenBank genome assembly. NCBI's taxonomy places the organism in Eukaryota, Metazoa, Nematoda, Chromadorea, Rhabditida, Meloidogynidae.
AUGAGCCCGUUCUCGACCGUUUUUAGGUCGGACACCGCGCAACCUUUCUUUGUUAGUAAUGAUUACUUUCCGAUUUUAGGAGGAACAGUUUCCACAAUAGGCACCCAUUUUGGACUUAAACAGGUCAGAAAUAUAGUCCAAGAUUGUAUGAAUAAUAUCCACCCAAUUUACCAUAUAAAAACUUUAAUGAUUAAAAAAGAAUUAAUGAAAGAUGAAAAAUUGAAAAAUGAAAGUUGGGACAGGUUUUUGCCGAAAUUUAAGAAAAAGGUUCAUCAAAGCUCCAAAGAAGUCCGUUUAGCAAAGAAAAACAAAAAAGCAAAAUGGAACAAAAAAUCGGAAUAUACCCCAUUCCCCCCACCACAACAACCACGUAAAAUAGAUAUACAAAUGGAGACUGGAGAAUAUUUUUUGAAUGAAAAAAUAAAAGAAAAGAAAAAAAUUUUGGAAAAAGAAGAAAAAGAAAUUGAAAAAAGAAAAUUAAAAAAAGAAGAAAAAUUGAAAGAAUUUAUACCUCCAAAAGAAGAAAAUAUUAAAAUUAAAUUUAAUAAAAAUAUUAAGGAGGAAGAAGGAAAGGAAGAAUUAAUUGAGAGGGUUAAAAUGAAGGCGAAAAAGAGAAGGGAAUUAAUGGAGGAAAUGAUGGAAAGUUGA